Molecule: messenger RNA, 872 nt
Organism: Poeciliopsis prolifica (blackstripe livebearer)
Lineage: Eukaryota; Metazoa; Chordata; Actinopteri; Cyprinodontiformes; Poeciliidae
Product: annexin A1-like
Exons: 9
Coding region: 156-860 (234 amino acids)
Biological process (GO): response to peptide hormone; response to interleukin-1; cellular response to glucocorticoid stimulus
Cellular component (GO): plasma membrane; cytoplasm
Molecular function (GO): cadherin binding involved in cell-cell adhesion; calcium ion binding; calcium-dependent phospholipid binding
Source: RefSeq, a predicted model, not a curated record
AUGUGGAUGUGAUCGUUGCCAUUCUGGUGAAGAGGAACAACGAGCAGAGGCAGAAAAUUAAAGCCGUUUACGAAUCGUCCUCUGGAAAAAAUCUGGUUGGAUCCCUGAAGCCGGUCCUCAGGUCCGAUUUGGAGGACGUGGUUCUGGCUCUGCUGAUGCCUCCAGCUCAUUUCGAUGCCUUCCUGCUCAGGAGAGCCACCAAGGGUCUGGGGACAGACGAGGACGUCCUGGUCGAGGUUCUGGCCACCAGAUCCUACGCAGAACUUCAGGAAAUAAAGAAAGUCUUCAAACAAGAGUACCAGAAGGAGCUGGAGCAGGUGAUUAAGGAUGAGACCAGCGGUGACUUCACCGCGGCGCUGCUGGCCAUGCUGAACACCAAGAGAUACCAGAACACUGUGGUGGACAUGGAGCAGGCCAGAAAGGACGCCAAGAUUUUGUUUGAAGCUGGUGAAGGCAUCGGAAAAGCAAACGUGUCGACCUUCAUCAACAUCCUGACCACGCGCAGCGGCCCGCAGCUUUCUAAAACGUUCCAACAUUAUGCUGCCAUCAGCGACCUGACGCUGCCUAAAGCCCUGCAGUUGGAGCUGAAGGGAGACAUCGAGGAUUGCCUCAUCGACAUCGUGAAAUGCGCCUGGAACACACCGGCUUUCUUUGCUGAGAAACUCAAUCGGGCCAUGAAGGGCCACGGUACGAGGGAUCACACUCUGAUCCGGAUCCUGGUGAGCCGCUCCGAGGUCGACCUGCAGAAGGUCGUAGAGGAGUACCGGGCAAUGUUUGACAGAACCCUCCAUGAGGACAUCGUGAACGACACCAAAGGACAUUAUCAGAAAGUCCUGCUGGCUUUGUGCGGACCGUACUGAAAACCUGAAGAC